Neurospora tetraspora is the source of this 1461-nucleotide messenger RNA. RefSeq lists its product as uncharacterized. Gene Ontology annotation, cellular component: TRAPPIII protein complex. Lineage: Eukaryota; Fungi; Ascomycota; Sordariomycetes; Sordariales; Sordariaceae. The coding region runs from base 1 to 1461 and encodes 486 amino acids. The record is from RefSeq and is a predicted model, not a curated record. The transcript is spliced from 4 exons.
AUGCUGCACAGGUUUCUCUCUUUUCGGUAUACAACCCCUGAAAUUCACAAUGAGGUCUCCCUGCCGCCCGCGUUUCGGUCUCCACUCAAGCUCCUGUGUGGCCCACACCUGCCCAAGAUGAGUCACCAACGAUUCCCUUCGCAUGAGGUCAAGGAGCCGCAUUCAGUGUCGCUCAAGGUGUUGAGGUUAUCCCGACCGUCGCUGGUGCCGCAGUUCCCACUUCAUCCUCCAGUGAUUCCGCCGUCCUUGACCUCUCCCAUAGCCGGCUCCGUGCCCGCAGCCCUUCCACAACGCCAUUUACCACCCCUACCGGCAUCGCUCGCGUAUAGCCCGCUCGGUCCGAUCAAGAAACACGGAGAAGAGGCACAGGGAUCUGAAAGCGCAGGCGGCGAAAGGACAAGAGAUGGAUACUACAACACCGAGCCCUUCAUCCUCUCUCCCAUCGUCAACCUCCCACCCUCGUUCGGGUCUGCCUACGUAGGCGAGACGUUCAGCUGUACUCUAUGCGCAAACCACAAUGCUCCGCCGAUCGGAGAGGGCGGCACCAGUGUGAAAAAGACGAUCCGCGACGUCAAGAUCGAAGCCGAGAUGCAAACCCCUUCGGGGCAAACGACCAAGCUAGUCCUGGUUGAUACAGCAGGGGAUGAUAACGCCGGGUCAGGGUCAUCAGCAGCGAAUACCGACAACGACAACGCCAUCAUCACCAGUAGUAACGCCAGCGGGAGCGAAGACAACAAUCAAACAACAGAGACACAGGCAGAAACAGAAACAGUAGCAACCCUCGACCUCCUCCCACCCAACACCACCCUCCAAAAGAUCCUCAACUUCGGUCUCAAAGAGGAAGGAACCCACGUCCUAGGCGUCACGGUAUCGUACUACGAGGCCACCGAGACCAGCGGGCGCACGAGGGCGUUUCGGAAGAUGUACCAGUUCAUCUGCAAGCCGUCGCUGAUUGUUAGGACGAAAGCCGGGCCUUUGCCUUCUUUGCCUCCUGGUAAAGCGGGGAAAAGGAGGAGGAGGAGAUGGGUGCUGGAAGCACAGUUGGAGAAUUGUUCUGAGGAUGCGAUUCUUUUGGAGAAGGUCAAGCUGGCGGAGGUGCAGAGGGGGUUGAAGUGGAGGGAUUGUAAUUGGGCGGGGAUAGGGGUAGGUGGUCAGGGGGAAACAACAACUACCGGUGAGGGGGAGAAGGGGAUCUCUCAACAAGGUCAUGGUCAAGGUCCUCCUCGACGACCGUUUUUGCACCCGGGGGAGUCGGAACAAUUGUGCUUUAUAAUUGAAGAGAAAGAUGGAGGAGGAGGAGACGGAGCCGAACAAGGGGGAGAAGAGGAGGCGGUUGAGGUCGAGGAGAAGAAUGGGAGAAUAGAGUUUGGAGUCAUGGCGCUGGCGUGGAGGACGGAGAUGGGUAAUAGGGGGUCGUUGUUGACGCUGAAAUUGGGAACUAAACAUGUCAAGCCUCGAUGA